Sphaerulina musiva SO2202 is the source of this 3059-nucleotide messenger RNA. RefSeq names its product Cas1p-domain-containing protein. NCBI's taxonomy places the organism in Eukaryota, Fungi, Ascomycota, Dothideomycetes, Mycosphaerellales, Mycosphaerellaceae. The transcript has 5 exons. The record is from RefSeq and is a predicted model, not a curated record. Bases 225 to 3059 code for a protein of 944 amino acids.
CCCAAACUGGACUCCAAAGGCUUUGAGAAGCGUAGACGGCUAAUCGGUUGCUCUCGAUAAACUAGUUCUGCUUCCAAGCCCAUGGCGUCCAAAAGGUUGAGAAGAAGCAGCCACUAAAAAAAGGAUGUGACCUGACCUUUGUGUGUUCCAUUUGUCGACUACACCCACCCGCAUUGUUAUGAACACCCUACUCUGUUUGUUUACAUGUAUAUAUACAUAUAUAAAUGGCGCUCGGAUAUGCAUUCAAGAAGCCUCUAGCUUCUGACAUAUUUAAAUCCUGGCCCAACGCUGCAUCUAAACUCAGCGGAGUGCCUUUCAUUCUGGUUCUGGUUUUAUUAGCAGGAAUCCUACUCCGGCAUAUCGUGUUCGAUUCCGACCCAUACCGUUGCAAUGCGCUGGUGACUUCGGGGCAAUGGUUCAAGGAAGACCUUCGUCAAUGGCUCAUUCCUGGGUGCUCGACCGCUCACUACGGAAGGGCGGAUGUGGAUGCGUGCACUGAUAAAAAGAAGCGGGAAAUUGUCAUUGCUGGCGAUAUCCAUCUUCAGGGUACUUACUGGGCCUUUGCGGAGCGCGUGGGCUUUGGGAAUAAAUGGCCUUCGUUCGAAGAAAAGGAUCUGGUUUUUGAAAAGGACCAUGUGCAGUUGAGGUACUUUUUCGAUCCGUACCUCAAUGGGAGUAGUCUGCUCAGUCGAAUCGAGUCUCAGGGAAACGCGCCACAGGACCGUCCGAUGUUGAUGGUCGUGGGCGCUGCCAACUAUGCCAUCGAUCACAACAGAACCGAAGAGUAUAUCGCAACGGUCCAAAGCCUCGCAUCUACAGCCAUUAGUCCUGGGUCACGGAGCUUGCAUGGAUCGAAGAUCGAUUAUACGUCCGGACCGGGAGACUUGCUCUUGUUCACGCCGCCGCAGAAGCCUUCAAUGAGCUCCAGAUCAGACAGUGAUGACGAGAAGAAUAAGAAACUCCUUCCGUACGACAAACUGGACGAGAGUCUCCGAGAAUUGAGCACCACCAAUACCUUAGACGUCCUCUGGAGCUUUGCAGCAAUGACCAAUGGCCAACGACAGAAUGUCUACCAAAGCAACGGCGUCUUCGUUACAAACGAAGUCUCGCAUCGCCGCGUAGACGUCUUACUCAAUCUCCGCUGCAACGCCCGAAGAGCGAACACAGGGGCAUUUCCCAACCUGGCGACAUGUUGCGGCAGUUGGCGAGCCCCAAAUCUCCUUCAAACCACCUUUCUCGUCCUUUCCAUCGCUAUUCUCCCUGCGAUCGUCUCCGCAGACUUCAAAUACGAAAUUCUCUCCGACUCCUCACGUCCAGGGGUUCGAGCCUUGAGUGCUUUCACAGCCGUCGUUGCAAUAUCCUACGUCGCCGAUCGAACGCACGUCUUUGAGCAAGUUACUCGUCUCCCUCUGAAUAAAUUCAAUCUCUUCAGCAUGAUCAUCAUCGCAGGAGUAAUUGGAGUUUUAUCAAUUCGCCGCAGCAAAGGCCCUCCACCACCACGCAGACCCCUUCCAGCAGCACCCGCAGCAGGAGUAGCGACAGCAGCAACAUCAGCAGCAAGCCCUCCUCUUCCUCCUCCUCCUCCCUCCCCAUCGUUCCCAUUCCUCCCCCGAGACCAAACCGACGAAUGGAAAGGCUGGAUGCAACUCCUCAUCAUCAUCUACCAUUACAACAUGGCAUUUUGGUACGACGAAUUCUGGCAAAUCAUCCGCUUAUGCGUCUCUUCCUACUUAUUCUUGACGGGAUUUGGACACACGGUGUAUUUUUUGCAAAAAAGGGAUUUCUCCUUGAAACGUCUGGUGAAUGUAUUGAUUCGCACGAAUUUGUUGCCGUGUACGUUGGCGUAUGUGAUGAGGACGAAUUGGUUGCUUUAUUAUUAUAUGCCCCUUUCCACAUUCUGGUUCCUCAUCGUCUACGCCACCCUCGCAAUCGGCCAAAAGUACAACCAUCGCACACUUUUCCUGCUCUUCAAAAUCGCCUUCAGCGCCGGGUUGGUACACACUUUUCUCUCGACCAAAGAUCUCCCCGAAACUGUCGUUCGCUUCUUCGUCAUCACCUGCAAAAUGAAAUUCGACACGAAUGAAUUCUUCCAUCACCGUGUACAGGUGGAUCAGUAUAUUGUCUAUGUGGGAAUGGUAGCCGCGAUGCUCUACAUUUUUCUCAAAGACAUUCUUUCUCAACAACAACAAGAAGAAGAAGAAUCCAUCAGCAUUCUUCACGACAACAACGACAGCACGAAACCCCACCACCACCAAAACCCCCCAUCCCUCAGCAGAAGCAGAGGAAAAACAAAUCUAAUCCUCCACCUGUGGCCCCUCCUCAAACGCCUCGCCAUCCUCCUCUCCCUCCUCACCCUCCCCCUAUUCUUCCACACCACACACACCCACCUCUUCCGCACGCACGACCAACGCCCCUUCGCCACCUGGCAACCCUACAUAACCUUCCUCCCGAUCCUCUCCUUCACGAUCCUACGCAACGCACACCCCGCGCUACGCUCUCACCACUCCACCAUUUUCGCCUGGUUGGGGCGAUACAGUGGUGAAAUGUACGUGCUGCAAGAUCAUAUUUGGCUCGCGGGUGAUCAGCAAGCGGUGUUGCGGACGGGGAUAUUUGGGGCCGCUGGCGCUGGUGAUGAGACGGUAUGGGGGGAUCGGUGGAGGGAUUUGAUUGUGGUGACGGUGGGGUAUUUGGUGGGUUGUAGAAUUGUUGGGGAUGCGACGGGCGGGAUUGCGGAGUGGUUUGUUAGGGAGGAGGGAGGUUCUGGCUCUUCUGGUUCUACUUCUUCUUCUUCUUCUUCAGCAGCAGCAGCAGUAUGGGGUCGCGAUGGGGAGGGGAAUAAAGAUGAGGUGGAAAUGGGAUUGUUGGCUGGCGCCGCUGGGUCUGCGACAAGAAGUAGCGAGUACGGAGAAAAAUUUGGUCAAAGACGAUCGUGGUUGCAGCGAGUAGCUGUGCAAGUGCUAUCGAUUAAGCUACGCUUGUGGCCGACGAAACUUAAGAACCGGGUGGUAUUGGUGUUGGCAAUCAUGUGGUUGCUGAAUGUGGGCAUCCUCCAUGUGUAA